Molecule: messenger RNA, 1089 nt
Organism: Danaus chrysippus (African queen)
Lineage: Eukaryota; Metazoa; Arthropoda; Insecta; Lepidoptera; Nymphalidae
Source: the annotation of a GenBank genome assembly
AUGAAUACAGUUCCCCUACCUCUGAAUAAAGCUGCUAUGAGAAAGUAUGAGGACCUAGAAGUGCCUUGUGAAGCUGUUUUAGCGACGUACGUGUGGGUUGACGGCACUGGCAUAAAUUUGCGUUCAAAGGAUAGAACAUUCGACUUCGUGCCAAAAAUCAAUAAAGAUCUGCCAAUAUGGUAUUUCGACGGCAGUAACACGGCCCAGGCUGCCACAGACAAUUCUGACACGUUUAUCUUCCCCCAAGUGAUUUAUCAAGAUCCUUUCCGACGAGGAAGCCACAUUAUGGUCCUAGCUGACACCUAUCAACACAAUUACCAGCCAACUCCUUCAAAUUACCGCAAAGACUGUACACUGAUGUGCGAGAAGGGUGAAGUUGAAGAGCCUUGGUUUGGUUUCAAUCAAGAGUUUUUCCUGACUACUCCUGACGGUAGACCUUUGGGUUGGCCUCCAGGAGGUUUUCCUGCUCCUCCCGGUCCUUACUACUGCGCUAUAGGUGCUAACAAAAUUGUUGCUCGAGAUCUCAUGGAAGCAUUUUACAGAUGUUGUCUUUAUGCCGGAGUGCAUAUCAACGGUAUUAACCCAGGGACCACGCCUUCCCAGUGGAAUUUUCAGGUUGGACCAUCUCCUGGCAUUACAGCAGCCGAUGAUUUGUGGAUGGCUCGCUACAUACUCAGUAGGUUAGCUGAAGAAUACGGGACUGUUGCUACAUUUGAACCACAGCCAGUACCCGAUUGGCCUGGUAACGGGACGUUUGCUUACUUUUCUUCUAAGGAUAUGAGGGAGGAAGACGGAAUAUUGGUUAUAGAGAGAGCUAUAGAUAAGCUGUCGCGUCGUCACGGAGUGCAUAUCAAUGAGUAUGACGCUCACAAUGGAGCUGACAAUGCACGACGUCUUACUGGAAAAAACGGAAUGCCCAACAUACGGGAUUUCACUGCGGGUGUGGCAAACCGUUGUUGUUCAGUUCGUAUUCCUCGUCAAGUUUCUGAAGACAAGCACGGUUAUUUGGAGGACCGACGGCCAGCUGCCAACGCUGAUCCUUAUCGUAUCAUAUCUAUCUUACUUAAAACAUGUAUAUUUGAUGAAUGA